Molecule: messenger RNA, 399 nt
Organism: Encephalitozoon cuniculi GB-M1
Lineage: Eukaryota; Fungi; Microsporidia; Unikaryonidae
Exons: 1
Coding region: 1-399 (132 amino acids)
Biological process (GO): cell differentiation; regulation of transcription by RNA polymerase II
Molecular function (GO): RNA polymerase II cis-regulatory region sequence-specific DNA binding; DNA-binding transcription factor activity, RNA polymerase II-specific
Source: RefSeq, marked provisional
AUGAAAGAUCCAAGAUGGAUAAUGGAGGGCGAGGCAAUGGCCGGGCUUGUCAAGCUAAGAAGGCUGUCAGACAAGAGCUAUCUCGGGCUCUCAGGGUACAGAUACAAGACACACAUCCAGGUGUAUGUCCUGACAAAGAUCUUCGAGAUCACACAGUAUCCUUCGCAUGACACAAGGCAGAAUCUGGCCAUCCUGCUGAACAUGUCCCCAAGAACCAUACAGAUAUGGUUCCAGAACUCACGGUCUGUCUCGAGAGGCGCAGCAAAGAAGAAGGUCUCUAAAGACAAUGGCCCACAGGAAGCCCCGAAGGCCAAGAUUGUCAGCAACCUCACUGUGCCUGUUAAAUACAUCACAUGGCUGAUCUUGAGCUAUCCAUCAUAUUCCCAGAUAGGAAAUUAA